UGCGGAUGACGUCAAAAGUAAGAUGGCCGCGCUGUAAUGUUUAUCUAACUGAAGCGCAGCUAUUGAUGCACAGAAAUGAAAAGAAAAUCUUAUUUAUAUUUACACGAGCUCAUUCUCACAACAGAUUCUACACAGAAAGGAUUAUUGCAUGAGUUUUUAUGCUGUAGUUGCUGUUUUCACAUCGGGAAAAUCUGAGUGCUGUUUAAAAACAUGUCUGCCAAAGUGGACGAUCCAGAGAGAAGUGAGUCAAGUGCCAAAAGCAGACGAGGAUCUGAAAGCGGAGGAAGAGAAAAUUUGAAACGUCACAGGAGCCGAAGCAGGUCGUCAUCCUCAUCAUCAUCCAGUUCUUCCUCGUCUUCAUCAUCGUCCUCUUCUUCACAGUCUUCAUCCAGCAGUGCUUCAUCACGCAGUAAGUCCAGCUCCAGUAGCUCAGAUUCUUGUACAAAACGAAGAAAGUCUUCAAAGAAAAGAAAAGAGAAGCAUGGAAAAAAGAAAGUAAAGAAAGAAAAGACACGCAAGCGUAAGAAAGUAAAGGCGCACAAAGACCAGGAUGACGCCUGUGGACCGGUUCAGAUUUCAAAGUAUCUUAAGGAAAAGAAGAAAAAAGGCAAGUACAGUAUGAUUUCAGGGAAGAAGAUUAAAAUGAAAGUAAAAAAGUCGAAGAAGGACAAGCAGAGGGACAAAAACAGAGCUGAACUGCUAGAGUUCUUAAACUCCACCUUCUGAUGCAGAAAUAUUUCUGUUUUUCCAUUACUAGCCUGAACACCCCUCAGGGAGAGACCAUCUUCAACUACAAAUGUUGUUUGUGCUGAUGUUAUACAUUGACAGUUCUUUAACAGAAAUUCUUUAUGUAAAUGGUUGACAUAACCCCUUUUUUUUACAAUGUUGUUUUUCUUCAAAGUAUGUUUAUUUCUGAUUCAAUAUACACAAAAAGACUGUAGCUUGGAUGUUGUGUGUUACUAAAGUUGUACAAAAAAUGGUAUUUUUAUUUUUAAUACAAUCCUCAAGUAAAUCAUUAUUAAAUCUCCUGAGAGAUAAAGAGUUAGUGAGUAAUGUGAAAAAAAUCUAGUUCACAGAAAAAUGUGAAACCUGUUGUUUGCUUUCUGCCAUGAAACACAAAAGAAAGCUCACACUCAACUUUUCCAUACAAUGAAGCUGAAUGGUGACCAGAGGCUAUCAUUCACAUUCAUUGUAUUCAGAAGAACGGUGUCACCAUUCAGCUUAACUUGUUUUUAUUUUAGGAACAAAGUGACAUUUUCAUUUUUGGGUGAUUUAUUUCUUUAAUGUGCAGAAUCGCUGUUUACCAGAUGAAGUUGCUGUUUCUCAGUUACACAUCUUCCCAAAACAAUUCAAAUCUGAUAGCUACAUUGUUUUUCUGUUGGUUUUCCAUGAUCAUUUUAUCUAGGCAGAAUUCAUUGUUGCUACAAGCAAAUAGUUGAGAACAGCCCUUUUAUGGUCCAUCUUUAUAAUACAGUGACUAUACUGUGAAAAGUCUGUGUGUCUUUAUUUUGGAAAUACAUCUUGAUACCACAGUUACGUACAUAAUCAUUCUACAAGAUGUAUUGAAACCAAUUACCAACCUUGCCCAAUUGACUUAUUGGAAGUUUAUUAUUAUAAAUCUAUGUGUUUUUUACAAAUUGAUGUAAUAUUGGAAUGGUUAUUGAUAGAGCUUAAGUUUUGCAGAACG
Molecule: messenger RNA, 1687 nt
Organism: Triplophysa rosa
Lineage: Eukaryota; Metazoa; Chordata; Actinopteri; Cypriniformes; Nemacheilidae
Exons: 7
Coding region: 211-726 (171 amino acids)
Source: RefSeq, a predicted model, not a curated record